This is a messenger RNA of Ichthyophthirius multifiliis, 416 nucleotides long. Its product is annotated as signal recognition particle 19 kda protein, putative. Gene Ontology annotation, cellular component: signal recognition particle, endoplasmic reticulum targeting. Gene Ontology annotation, molecular function: 7S RNA binding. The annotation marks the transcript as partial. NCBI's taxonomy places the organism in Eukaryota, Ciliophora, Oligohymenophorea, Hymenostomatida. The record is from RefSeq and is a predicted model, not a curated record. Gene Ontology annotation, biological process: SRP-dependent cotranslational protein targeting to membrane; SRP-dependent cotranslational protein targeting to membrane, signal sequence recognition. The transcript is spliced from 4 exons.
AUGAUGUCUUAAUAAGAAAUGAUACAAUAAUCAAAAACAUGGAAAACUAUUUAUCCAUAAUAUCUUGAUUCUUUGUUUUCUAGAUAAGAAGGAAGAAGAAUAUCUAAAGACUAAGGCGUCCCAAAUAUAAAUAUAAAAGAAAUUGCGGAAGCAUUGUAAAAAAUUAGAGUACCUACUGUUGUAGAAGUUCAUAAAUCAUAUCCAAGAUCAUUUUAAAUAAAAGGCAGAGUUAAAGUAAUGUUAAAAGAUGAAGAUAAGAAAUUAGUUAAUCCCAUUUUUAAAUCAAAAAAACAACUUUAUCUAAGAAUAUGUUAGGAAAUAAAAUAAACAAGUGAAAGAUAAUAAAAUCCGAUUGGAAAACCACAUCCUUCAAGAGCAAUAUUAUAAGAUGAAAGUUAAGAAUAAAAAAAUUAAAA